Molecule: messenger RNA, 1767 nt
Organism: Salpingoeca rosetta
Lineage: Eukaryota; Choanoflagellata; Craspedida; Salpingoecidae
Exons: 14
Coding region: 19-1767 (582 amino acids)
Biological process (GO): mitotic DNA replication checkpoint signaling; mitotic G2 DNA damage checkpoint signaling; DNA replication initiation
Source: RefSeq, a predicted model, not a curated record
CAACAUCACACAGCUGACAUGGAGGCAUGGGAACGAGAUCGCCGUGCGGUGGGGGUGUCGCUGCCCAUCAGCCCAUACAUAUCUGGCCAAGCCUUCUUGCGAGGCCUCCGCAUUGGCCUGCACCAGUUGACUGCAGAGCAGCUGCCGAUUGUGUGGGCCAUGGCUCGGACGAGCGGGGCAACGGUCGUGACCUCAAAACUGCAGUCGUGCGACGUGGUGCUCUCCGGCGCUCCAGACUUACACCAUCAGCCGGCCAAGGCCUUCAGCAGCGAUGACGAGGGCAGCGGCAACAAUGAAGCUGGUAUCGAUGAUGUUCGUCAGCUCGCCAGCAAGCAUGGCAUCCCUGUCGUCUCGCCACACUGGCUCGUGGAGUGUUCCCAACAUCGCCGCAAGGUCGAUGACAGGCCAUAUCAUUUGGUGCCCGUGACUGCAAAGCGCCGUGCACGCCAAGCACCACGACGAAGGCGACAACGACGACAAGAUGACGAGGAUGAAGAUGAAGAUGAAGAUGAGGGUGAGGGUGAGGGUGAUGAGGGUGGGUUCGAUGAUGGUGGCGCUGAGAAGAUGGAGGGCAGUGAGGGCGAGGCUGCACCGCCGCAGCGGCGUGUUCCCGCCAAAGACCGUGUGUUCCUUCUCCACACCGGUGAAGUGAAUGGCAACAGCCACACACGAGCAACUGGGACGUCAGCCACAUCAUCAUCGUCACUCAUGUCGUUGACACGAUCACCCCCACCGGGAUUGGACGGUGUGGACGUGCAGGACGCGAGCACGUGGGCCGCUGCCAUCGCCUCAACCCGCGCAAGGGUAAUGUGGGAGGAUUGCAGCGAUGUCACGCACUGCAUCACAACAAAGCUUGAUGGGACGUGCACGGCGUUGGAGGGGCGCGGGGUCACGCUCGUGUCGCCAUAUUGGACACGAUACGCCCGCUGCCUCCCUGGCGUGGAUGUCGACCCAGCGUGUGAUAUUCUCUUCCGCCCCGUCACCAUGAAAACAGGCGCAGAGCCCACCACAGUAUCCGUGACGGGAUUUGUUGAGCUGGAACGACAAUACGUCAUUGAUCUCGUCUUGCACGCGCAGCUGCAAUAUCGCGGUGCUCUCAAGCGCUCCACAAACGUUCUCGUGUGCAAACACGCAGCCGGAGAUAAAUUCCGCUUUGCACAGGAGCGUGACGUGCCUUGCGUACACAUCGGCUGGCUCUUGGACACGCUUGCAAUGGGGGAGAAGCAGCCGUUCUAUCCGUACAAGAUGACCUCCGAUGCGCCAUCGUCAUCAACAACAGCCGCAACAGCAACAUCCUCAGCGCCUGGCGAUGUCGUGACGAUUGCAGGCCCGCCCUUGCCCUCGUGGGUGCGGAAUCAAGCAAAUCAACAGCUGUUCAAGCAGCACAAACACAUUCCACAGCCGCUGCCGGCGCCUGGUUCGCCGCAAAAGUCAGCACACCUCAUGGAAUCGGCGCAGAAGACGCGAAACUUCCGCGUCGCCUUCACGAGCGUCCCGCCCGUCGACAAACCAGAACUCAUCAAGGAAGCGCGCGAGAUGAAGUUGAAGGUUGUACAGGCGCCGCGCUGCACGCAUCUCAUUGUCGGCACCCCAACACGGACAUCCAACUUUCUCCGCGCGCUGUGUGUUUGUGAUUACGUCGUUCGCGUCAGCUGGUUGCAUCAGUCGCACUCCGCAGGCUAUCUCCUUCCAGAAAUCAUCUUGUCUGGCGCCCUCCACCAAAAGCUCUCCUUUGAUGCCUGGCGAAUCUACAAGCAAGACGCAUGA